GGACAGCAGCUGACACACACCACGCCCGUCUCCUCUAUUGUCUCAGACUCAUGGUCCAAACCUGGAAUUACAACUAUGUAUGGGUGAACACUAAUGCUUUCUCAGCUGUCCAAAGAUUUUCCACUUCCAGUUUUUCACAGUCAACACAAUCAUGGCUGACAAACCCAACAUGAUGGAAAUCACAAGCUUUGACAAAACAAAACUGAAGAAGACUGAAACUCGGGAGAAGAACCCUUUACCAACCAAGGAAACUAUCGAGCAAGAGAGGAGAGAAUCCAUGGCGUGAGCAAGAGGAGGAUGAACAGAUAGUAACGUCAAGAAACAAAGAAAAGAGAAAGAACACAACCUGCCUCAAUGAACAAUAAGCUUUACAUCAGAAAUGAGGACCUGACAAUGCCAAAUUUCAUUUUUCAUAAUGUAUUGCUUUCUUUUUUAUAUUUUUUUAAUGAACUUGUGAGUUGUCAUGGAUUGAAUUAAAGUGUUAAAGAUGUAGA
Colossoma macropomum (tambaqui) is the source of this 494-nucleotide messenger RNA. RefSeq names its product thymosin, beta (gene tmsb). NCBI's taxonomy places the organism in Eukaryota, Metazoa, Chordata, Actinopteri, Characiformes, Serrasalmidae. Gene Ontology annotation, biological process: regulation of cell migration; actin filament organization. The record is from RefSeq and is a predicted model, not a curated record. The transcript has 3 exons. Gene Ontology annotation, cellular component: cytoplasm. Gene Ontology annotation, molecular function: actin monomer binding. The coding region runs from base 152 to 286 and encodes 44 amino acids.